This is a messenger RNA of Crotalus tigris (Tiger rattlesnake), 3281 nucleotides long. It is a transcript of the gene RAD18, whose product is annotated as RAD18 E3 ubiquitin protein ligase. Lineage: Eukaryota; Metazoa; Chordata; Lepidosauria; Squamata; Viperidae. The record is from RefSeq and is a predicted model, not a curated record. Bases 96 to 1547 code for a protein of 483 amino acids. Gene Ontology annotation, biological process: protein monoubiquitination; DNA damage tolerance. Gene Ontology annotation, cellular component: Rad6-Rad18 complex; nucleus. Gene Ontology annotation, molecular function: single-stranded DNA binding; ubiquitin protein ligase activity. The transcript is spliced from 13 exons.
CGCGUUCCUCCAGGACGCUGAAAGACUACCGCGCGGGCAAUUUCGAGCCCGGCGGGGCGGGAGAAAUAAAGGUUGAGCAGUUAUAGCUGAACGUUAUGACUUUCCCGGUGACUGAAUUGCGGUGGCCCAAGCACCUUCUCCCGCUGGAAGAAGUUGAUAACUUGUUGCGUUGUGGGAUAUGCUUUGAUUACUUCAACACUGCAAUGAUAAUUCCACAGUGUUCACAUAAUUAUUGUUCUCUCUGUAUUCGCAAGUCGCUGUCCUACAAACCUCAGUGUCCUAUAUGCUGUAUGGUAGCCACAGGACCUGAUUUGAAAAAUAACCGGAUAUUAGAUGAGCUGGUACAGAACUUUAUUUCUGCAAGACAGCGGCUGUUCCAGGCAGUUUUGGAUUCUCCAUCUAUAUCUUCUCCAAUUCUGUUACCUAAGAAAGCUCCUCUCCAAGGCCACAUUUUGAACUUUCCAGAUGGAUUGUUUUUAAAACAGAAAAAGCAAUGUGCAGAUAUCUUUCCAGUCAAUGAAAACAGACAUUUAGUAUCAUCUGACAAAGACAAAAAUAGUAAAAUAAAGCAAGAGGAGAAGCCCUGUAGCUCAGAAGAAAGUUAUGAGUCAGGUGAUAAAGAAAUAGCAAAUAUAGCUCCUACUGGAAGCAUCAGAAAUUGUGAAAUGCCUUCCACAUCUACAACAAGAUUUGUUACAAAAGUGGAGUGUCCUGUCUGUGGGGUUCCUGUUCAAGAACUACAUAUAAAUAACCACCUGGAUAGUUGCCUGGCAAGAGACGAGAAGAAAGACAGUCUCCGAAGUUCUGGCCAAAAAAGAAAAUUACUGCCUAAACUGGUUUAUAGUUUACUUUCUGACCGUGAUCUGAGGAAAAGACUGAAAGAACAUGGAUUGUCCACCCAGGGAACAAAACAACAGCUUAUUAAAAGACACCAAGAAUUUGUGCACAUGUAUAAUUCAGAGUGUGAUUCUCUAAAUCCUAAAUCAGUUGCUGAAAUAGUAAAAGAAUUGGAAAACAUUGAAAAGACUCAAGCACAACUUGAUGCCAGUAAACCCAAAGAAGAUAGUAUGAUAUUUACAAAGCACCAGACAGAGAAUGAAAUAGAUGAAAUUCAUAUAAAUUAUCGAAAGAAACACAAAGCUGAAUUUCAGCUUUUAAUUGACCAAAUGAAAAAGCAAAAGAAAAAUGCAAGCAAAGAACAGAUAAAGGAAGAAAGACCAGAGCAGAAAGAAGAAAGAUUGGAGCAGAAAGAAGCAACUACUGAAAAUGGAGAAAAAUUAAGGGUUCAAGAGCAAAGUGAUCAGGCCUCUGUCAGCAGUCAGUCCCCCGAAACAGAAGCUGCAGUCUGUGAAGAAAACCUCUGUCUUUUUGCUGCCUGUCAAUCCUCUGUAUCUUCAAACAGUUCAAGUUCGGACAUCAUAAGAGAUUUAGAAAUUGCUGGGAUGUGUUCAAGCUCAUCAGAUAAGAAGAAGAGGUAUAAUGCUCAGAUUGCCUGGAAUAGAAGUACAAACUCAGCACUAGAGAGAACACAUCCACUGAUUCCUUGACUGGGAAGAACUAUUUUGGAAGAGGGGAAGAUAAGACUGAGCAAAAACAAUUCAAUCCUAAUUUGGUAAUCUUGGACAAUACUCAGGAGUGAUUUGGGACUUGUACAGGAGCUAAUGCUGGAAGGGCAAAUACUACCAUAUCAAAAGAGAGACCUAUAUAUAGAUUCCACAACUGCCUUGCAAAGAGGAUACAACCCAUACUUAAAGACCUUCUGACAGUAACUUUUUGCCAUGAAGAUCAUAGUGAAGAAAGAUUGCUCCUUUUUCUUUUAUUGUCAUGUAUAACAAAUUGCCAUUUAUGCAUGAUACUGGGAAAAUCCUAAUUUUAUUUUUAGCUUUGUACAAUUCUAUUUUAGUUAGUUUAAAAAAAACACAUUUUUUAAAAUAAGAAAAACAACAAUUUUGGAUAGUAAAACCUUUUAUAAAACUCUUCUCACUCUAGAAAUUUCCUAGAAAGCAAUUUGAAUGAUAAAGCUCUUUCAAACUUGGAUUUGAUGAUGAUUAAAAAAAAAAAAAAAACCAAACCAACUGAAAGGAAAAUUGGCAAACAGAAAAGUCUUUUUGCAGUACAAAGAUUAUUAGAUUAUUUACCAUGAUCUCUACUAGAAAUAGUAAGACAUUAAAUUUGUAGCAAUUACUAUUUUAUUUGAAAAUGUAAUCUAAAUCAUUGCCCAGAGCAUGAUAUUUACAGACUUUAUACAAGAAGUGGUAAAUGUUCAAUAUAAGCUUAAUAAUUUUUUUCUAUCUUUCAAAAUGUAUUUUUAACAAAGAAGCACAUUAUAUGAACCACUCCUUAUACUGUAGCUUUGAAGAAUUUAAGAAUUUUCUGCAUAUUAAAAAAAAAAUAAUAGCUUUCUUAUAUGCCAACAACUUUCCAAAUUAGCUUAAGUAUUUUGAGUAAUGGAUGUUGUACAAGAAAAGCUCUUUUAAACUUGAGUUAUGUUUAAAAUUCUUGUGAUUUAAAAUAAGGGUCAUCCACAUAGGUUUAUGCAGAAUCUGGCCUUACUGCACUUAAAAGGUGGUAGAUUUAGUAUUUUAAUUGACUCUCCUUUAUCAAAUUGGCUACUUUAGUCAUAUUGGCCUCUAACAGUUAUAACCGCCAAAGUAAUUAUGCUGCAGUUUUUAUAUUUUAAUUUGAAUUUAGUAUAUAUUACUUGUAGCUUCAUUAGCAAAAGUACUACAGUAUAUUCUUAAAUUUUUCACAUUAUUGUCUGUAACUAAAUCUCACACCUAAAAAUCAACUUCCUAUAUGGCAAACCUUAUAGAAUAGGUGCCCUCAGAAUUCUGUGAUCUCUGUAGAAAUGAUAGAAAAAAGGUGUCUCUGCAGAUAUGUAAAGUAGAAAAUUCAUUGUUGGGCACAUGGCUGAUGGGUGGAUGGAUGGAUUAAAUGAUUGAUAGAUUGAUUAUGGUAUCUGUCCAUUAAUGGUGCUGAAAGAAAAACAUUAUACUGUAUCAGUCCCAGUAUACUGUAAAAGUAACAUAAAUAUUUCAGCACUGUUGGAUAGGCAUUAGCCUAAGGUAAAUACUUUCUUAAUAGGAAUUACUGGGGAUUAGAUUUGGGGUUUUUAGCUCUGUAUCCGAGUCUAUUUCUUAAUUUACUUUCCGUGGCCCUGAUACUUUAGCACCACAACAUACUGACCACAAGGGGGUAUAUAGAGAAUAGUUAAGCACUUUGUGAACCUUCUUUAUCUAUCACUUUGCCUUCUCUUGUUCAUGAGAUUGUUAGUUUCACUU